This is a messenger RNA of Doryrhamphus excisus (bluestripe pipefish), 2872 nucleotides long. The record is from RefSeq and is a predicted model, not a curated record. Lineage: Eukaryota; Metazoa; Chordata; Actinopteri; Syngnathiformes; Syngnathidae.
GUGUAAACUUUGACAUGUGACCUACUUCACAUUGGGCCAAUGUGGAAGUAGUCGAAAUCAGGCACGAACCACAGCUUCUUUGUUUAAUUGCGAUUUCCUCAAAUGUGCGUGUAUGUCGAGUUAAUGUCAUCAAUGAUUGUCACCAUGAAAACAAACUUCUGCUGACCCAUGUAGUCCGAAACGAGGAAGAAUGUUGGCAGCGGGCAAACGUGUAAAAGGUACUGCACAUCGGGUUUGUCAUUAACUAGUAUGUCCACUCUGUGGCACAUCCUAGCAUCAAAACAAAACAGACUCAGACUGAACAAUAGCCAUAAAACAUCCAUCUUUGUUAGCUUUAGAACAAGACUGAGGUGAUACUGUCCAAGCUUGACACUUUUGCAGUAUGGGAACAUUCCUGUAGCAUUUUGGAUCUGGAAAAGGUACAAAUACUCACAUUGGAGUCCAAUAGUUAGGACUAUGUCGUACAUUUGUACAGAUUGGACACAAAAGGACUAAAGAAACUGGUACUGUAUGUCUAUUUGUGAGAGUAAGCGAUGUGGUCUUGUGUGGUCAGCCAUCAACACAUACGAAUCUUGACCCUGGCCGAUCAUUAGCCGCUGACGGCCAUAAAAACGACACACCUGCCACUACCACGGGCGAAAGGUUCAGCCAUAAACCAGGUCUUUAUUUGAGAAGCAGCUCCCACACGCCCAGGUGGUAAACCAGGCCAGAAGCCUCUGAUUGGAUGACUGAUGUCAUCUCCAGGGAGGGUCGGAUAGCAAUAAAAACUACGUCCAGAUAAGGAUUGUCGUCUUAGAGUCAAAAUCAGAGUGGACACGUAGCAGAGACCAGGAAGAACUUGACCAGGGAGACCUUCAGCAAGAACGGACAUUUGUGGCAGAGGAAGUUCUCCAGGUUAAAGCAUCAGGAUCUUUGGUGUCAACGAGGAGCUGAAGUGUCAAAGUGUGUGAUCCCCCUCGUGUGCGCCAUGUCGUCUUUCGGAUUGGAACUGGCUGGCGUCUCUGUGGCAGUUGUGGGAUGGAUUUUGAGCGUGGUCAGCUGUGCGCUGCCCAUGUGGAGGGUGUCGGCCUUCAUCGGCGCCAACAUCGUGACGGCGCAGGUGUACUGGGAGGGUCUGUGGAUGAGCUGCGUGUUCCAGAGUACGGGACAGAUGCAGUGUAAGGUUUACGACUCCAUGCUGGCGCUGCCUCAGGACCUGCAGGCGGCUCGCGCCCUCACUGUGGUCUCCAUCAUUGUGGGGGUGCUGGCCCUCCUCAUCUCCUUGGUGGGGGCCAAGUGCACCAACUGCAUCGAAGACGAGGGUGUCAAAGCCCGAGUGAUGAUUUCCUCCGGCGCCGGAUUCAUCACGGCGGCUCUGACGCAGCUGGUGCCCGUGUCGUGGUCGGCCAACACCAUCGUGGUGGAGUUCUACAGUCCCAUUAUCCCGUCGGGCCAGAAGAUGGAGAUUGGGGCGGCCCUCGCCACCAUGUCGAUGGGCAUGGAGCUUAUAGGUAUCUCGCUGGGCGUGCUGGGCUUCCUGAUGGCCAUCGUGACAUGCGCCCUUCCCAUGUGGAAGGUGACGGCGUUCAUCGGCGCCAACAUCAUCACAGCUCAGACCAUCUGGGAAGGUCUGUGGAUGAACUGCGUGACGCAGAGCACGGGCCAAAUGCAGUGUAAGGUCUACGACUCGCUGCUGGCGCUGUCCCAGGAGCUUCAGGCCUCCAGAGCCAUGAUGAUCAUCGCCAUCAUCCUGGGCGUGAUCGGGGUCCUCAUUUCCAUCAUGGGCGCCAAGUGCACUAACUGCAUCGAGGAGGAGGGUGCCAAGGCCAAAGUCAUGAUUGUCUCCGGAGUCUUCUUCGCCGUAGCGGGCCUCCUGGUCCUCAUCCCGGUCUCCUGGACGGCCAGCGUCAUUGUGCGAGACUUCUACAAUCCCAUCUUGACCAACGCACAGAGGCGGGAGCUGGGCGCCGCCCUCUACAUCGGCUGGGGUGCCGCCGCACUGCUGCUGAUUGGCGGCGCCAUCUUGUGUAGCAGCUGCCCCCCCAAAGACAAACGCUACAAGCCACCCAGGAUGGCCUACUCCGCUCCCCGCAGCACCAACGGCCCUGCCGCUGGAUACGACCGCAAGGACUACGUCUGAAGCUGGAUCUGUGUGUGUGUGUGUGUGUGUGUGUGUACACUUGUCUUUGUAUUCUUCAAUCUUUUCUCCUUUAAUGUAGACAUGUCUUUUCGUGGGGACACUUUUUUUGCCCUGUGUGUGUACGUGUGUGUGUGCGUGCGCGCAUGUGUGUGUGUGAAGGUCUCACUCACAAAGACUCCGACAUGAAGUGAUGUAAAAUGUUUCUCCUUUUCUUUAAUCGUCAUUAUCUUUCUCGCAUGUGUGUGUGUGAUGUAUAGAAAAUACACUGUGUGUGUGUGUGUGUGUGUGUUUGGUGUUGUGUUUCACUGAAACUUUGGUUGCAAACGUGAAUGAGGAGGAAGAAGAGCAUGCUCUCAUUUUACAUGGAUUUGCUUGCGUGUGUGUGUGUGCACACUAUUUGCUUAGAGCGUUCCUGCUGAGACUGAAACUGAAAACGUAUCAGUGAUGCUUCAGGCCACUCACAGUUUCACUGUGGGAGGAACCGGCAGUUUUGUUUAUUUUGUACAUUUUGAAGUGACUAUAUUAUAUUCUCUAAUUGGCAUUAUUAUUGUUUGUGAAUGUGUUUGUGGUGUUGUAUCAUCAGCCUGUGAAUGAUUGAAUUGGAGUGUUUAUUUCCUGUGUAACGUGUUUGUGUGUGUGUUUGUAUUUUACAUACCUGGUCACGUAAAUACUUAGAACAUGAAACUAUUUUCCAAUGUGUUAGUAAAUUAUUGUGUGUCGUCCAUUUCAAUAAAAGUUGUGUGGAUAAACUUC